AUGGAAUAUAAAAAUACGCAUCUAUUUUACAGUGUCUCUUCGUUCACAUUAUUAAGACUUGUGUUGUUAGCUUAUUUAAUGUAUGAGCCAUAUAAAAAUGUAAUAGCUAACCACAUUGUACGACAAUGUAAAAUAUACUAUUCGUUAACUUUUUAUGAUUGUAUUUUUGUCUUAAACAGUAGAUUGUUCCUAAUGUCAUACAUGCAUAUGGUACCUGAAUCUUCGUGUUCGUUUGACUACUCCAUCAAUAAAUGUUCGUACGCCCAACAAUUGCAGUAUGCGCUCAGUUUUGUAUUAGUAAUUUCAAUUUUUACCAAGGAUGUCAUCCUUUACCUUUUUAUGAAGAACGCAAAACUGAACGACCCAUAA
Plasmodium fragile is the source of this 369-nucleotide messenger RNA. RefSeq lists its product as uncharacterized. The transcript is spliced from 2 exons. Lineage: Eukaryota; Apicomplexa; Aconoidasida; Haemosporida; Plasmodiidae. Bases 1 to 369 code for a protein of 122 amino acids. The record is from RefSeq and is a predicted model, not a curated record.